AUGGCCACAUCAACAGAAGCAUCUACUUGCACAACAAAUAUUUGCACACCGUCAUCAUUACAAGAGACUCUUGAAGUCUGUUGGCUUGAUAGUCACAUUUGUGAAGAUGGUCAACAUCAACAAAUAAAAUCUUAUUGUCAAAAUAUCUCGCGACUCAUUUCAAAAUGGCAAUUUUUCGAUUCUUGUGAUAAGUUCAAUGAUUAUAUUGAAAAUAAUCCCAAUAUGAAGCUGAUUUCAAUUAUGUCUGGUAGAUUUGCUCGCCAACUACUUGCACUUGUAUCAUCUAGGGAAAAUAUACAUAGUGUCUACGUUUUUACCAUCAAUAUUGAAAGAACAAAAGAAGCACUAGGCGAAGAACCAAAACUUAAAGGCGUAUUUAAUGUGGAAAAUAUGUUGUAUGCUCAACUAAAAAAUGAUUUAUCUCAGUUGUUUUGGGAAGAAGGAAAAAAAUUGGUUGCAUCCAACCGUGAUCAAGAAGCUCGUGUGUAUUUUGAUGAAGCUAAACGUUUAUCGAACAUUUGA
Rotaria sp. Silwood1 is the source of this 522-nucleotide messenger RNA. NCBI's taxonomy places the organism in Eukaryota, Metazoa, Rotifera, Eurotatoria, Philodinida, Philodinidae. The record is from the annotation of a GenBank genome assembly.